This is a messenger RNA of Pelmatolapia mariae (spotted tilapia), 1658 nucleotides long. Its product is annotated as core histone macro-H2A.2. The coding region runs from base 546 to 1658 and encodes 370 amino acids. NCBI's taxonomy places the organism in Eukaryota, Metazoa, Chordata, Actinopteri, Cichliformes, Cichlidae. Gene Ontology annotation, biological process: nucleosome assembly; heterochromatin formation. Gene Ontology annotation, molecular function: structural constituent of chromatin; DNA binding; protein heterodimerization activity. The record is from RefSeq and is a predicted model, not a curated record. Gene Ontology annotation, cellular component: nucleosome; chromatin. The transcript is spliced from 9 exons.
GCUACAGCUAAAUGAUCUGACUGACUGUUGUGAUUUCUCUAGGAUUAUCUGCCUGAGUCUCACAGCCCCAGUCUGGAUGCUUAAGGACAGAUGUCCACUUCCUGUUUCAUUCCACUUUGGAGUCUAUUCACAGCCUUCACUCUUUGGCUAAGAAACGCGGUGAAACGCCAGGGAUAUGCAGUGAAAUACACUCACGGGCCUAUUGUGGUGCCGUUUUAGGCUGUAAGCUAUUUAUUUGGGCUAAUGUGGAUUUUACCAGCAGUUACUUUGCCGUAGAAUUGUGUUGCGUUUAUCUCCGUUACAGCUGUCGGGGGGCGUUUUUGCAGGAUUUUCCCUCUGCUGAAUUUUUCCCCUUUGCAGCAUCAGUAGCACAGAGCCAGCCUCCGACCAGACUACGCUGUUCCUGCUUGCACUGUGGGAUUUUUUUUCCUAAGGUCUGGAACCAGGAUUAUUAGGCACAAGGACGGCAAAACAAAACGGCCCGUCUGUUGCUGCACAGGAGCGUCACAAGUUCGCGCAGAUUCACGUUAGAAAAACAGACAAACAUGUCAGCCAGAGGAGGAAAGAAGAAGGCCACCAAGCUGUCCCGUUCAGCCAGGGCAGGUGUCAUCUUCCCGGUGGGGCGUAUGAUGCGGUACCUGCGCAUUGGCACGCACAAAUAUCGCAUUGGCAUGGGGGCUCCUGUGUACAUGGCAGCUGUCAUUGAGUACCUUGCAGCUGAGAUUUUGGAGUUGGCAGGAAAUGCAGCACGGGACAACAAGAAAGGCCGAAUAACUCCGAGGCAUAUCAAGCUGGCUGUGGCCAAUGACGAGGAGCUGAACCAGCUUCUGCGAGGAGUGACCAUAUCAAACGGAGGGGUUCUACCUCGUAUCCACCCAGAGCUGCUCUCCAAGAAGAGGGGAGGCCGAGUGAAAGUGGACAGCCAGGCGUCUGUCACAGACAAGCAGGAGGAACGCUUGAAGAGCAAGAAACCCACCAAAACCUUCAAAAAGGUUAAAGGCAAACGAGGGCGCAAGCCAAAGAGCACAGACAAUGACAAAGAGGCUGUAUCAAACUCCACAGUGGAAGACGGUCCCGGUGAUGGAUUCACCAUCCUGUCAGCAAAGAGUCUCUUUCUCGGACAGAAACUUUCAUUAACAGAAAGUGAAAUGAGUAAAAUUGGAACAAUCAAGGUGGAGGGAAUAAUUAACCCAACCAAUGCAGAGCUGGACCUCAAAGAUGGUGUGGGCAACGCCCUGGAAAAAGCUGGAGGUCGAGAGUUCCUGGAAGGAGUUAAGGAGCUGAGGAAAGCACAAGGGCCUUUGGAGGUAGCAUCAGUGGCAGUGAGCCAGGCCAGUGGAAUGGCAGCCCGCUUCAUCAUCCACUGUAACAUCCCACAGUGGGGCUCAGAGAAGUGUGAGGACCAGCUAGAGAAGACUGUGAAGAACUGCCUCUCAGCAGCAGAGGAGAAGAAGCUCAAGUCUGUGGCUUUCCCCUCGCUGCCUGCUGGACGGAACGGAUUCCCAAAGCAAACAGCCGCUCAGCUCAUCCUCAAGGCCAUCUCCAACCACUUUGUGUCCUGCACCAGCUCCUCUCUGAAAAACAUUUACUUUGUGCUGUUUGACAGCGAGAGCAUCGGAAUAUACCUUCAGGAAAUGGCCAAGCUGGAUGCCAAAUGA